CAAGAGCGAUAGAGAGGCAGAUAAUAAACUCAUGAUAUUUGUUGUUCGCUAACCCCUUCAGCAGUAACCCCUCGAAUAUUCUCUUUGGAAACGUCAACAUCACUGAUGAACGCUACGUUUCCUUUGCGUUUCCGAACGAAAUUUUCACAUAACCCACUUUAUUUUCUUGAAUUGUAUUGUGUUGUGUAUUUUGGUAUGUUUGUGUCGUAUUUUAACUCGUUUCGCGUGAGAAAGAAUUUACAAAACAGACAGGUGGUGUAAUUUUCGAAAGAAUGUCGUAGGUGAACAUAAGUAUUGUUCCUAGUGAGUCUCUAUUCCAAAAAUUAAUGGAGCUGAAGGUCUGGGUCGAGGGAAUACAAAGAAUUGUUUGUGGGGUCACGGAAACUACUACUUGUCAGGAUGUAGUUUUCGCACUAGCCCAUGCCACUGGUAAAGUAGGCAGAUUUACGCUGAUUGAACGGUGGCGGAAUAACGAGCGUUUACUGGCUCCUCAAGAAUAUCCUUUGAAGAUACUAAUGAAAUGGGGAGAGUAUUCCAAUGAUAUUCAAUUUAUUUUGAGGCGAUCUGAUUCUGGUAGUGGUCAGAAGUCACAAGCAAACAAUAACUCUAGAUCUCCAAUUGGAAAUGGGAGCCAUAACACUUCAAACCCCAACAUUCUAGACAACCAAAACUCUCCAAACAGAAUAAACCCUGGAGCUGCUUACAAUAAUAUAACUAACACCUCUCCGGGAAAUCCAGUGGGUGUGGUUAAAGGCGUGCAACAAUCCAAGACUCCAGAGUCCGAAAGUCCAGUACUUAAAGAUGUUCCACCGUAUAGGGAGCCACCUCCACCCUACCGGUCACCACCGCCUCCAACGCAGUCCCGCAAGUCGCCGACCCGCUCGCGUCCGCGCUCCUCGCACAUGUCCCCAGUGAACCUGCCCGAGGAGGAGCUCCGGAGCCCUGAAGCUGUCACCUACAACAGCCAGUACAGGGAGCUUGUGUCGCUUGUCAACUAUCAGAGGGAGAAGCUCACUACGCAACAAGCGGAUCUCAUUAAGUAUGAUGCUGAAAUUGGUUUCUGGGAGAACAAAGGAAGGGAGCAGGAGCGGCAAGUGGAACUCCUGCAGCAGCAGAUCAGCUCUGCCGAUAACCAACUCAGAAUAAGUACUGAACAGGUGCAAGCGUUAACCUACUUAGAAGAAGAGAGUGAGCUCGUGAAACAAAACGAGAAGACUCUUAAGUCGGAGAUAGUGCUGGUGCGGUCGAAGCUGGCCAACUGUGAGACUGAGCUGCUGCAGUGCAAGAACAAGAUCCGGAAGAUCAUGGAGGACAUUCACAAUGAGCAAAGGAUUAUCAAUAGCAGACAGCAGGAGAAUAGGCAAGCUUUAGAAAGAUCAAUGUUGGCUGAAGUAGAAAAUUUGCAAACUCAAAUUCAACAAGCAAAACAUGCAACAGAAAUAAACCACUUGACAGCUGAAAACUUAAAGCGCGAGGUUGGAGUUCUAGAAGACGCUAUAAUGGAAAAGAAGAGACAAGUGGAGCGACUCGUACAAGAAAUGAAAGAAGCUAAUCUUCAAAGUCUAUCUGGCAGUGUAGACGAACUUAGACAUCCUCUUGAUGGAUUAUGUAAAGCUGGCAGUGCACGGAGAAUCAUAGGGUCUCCUCGGCAACUGGAAAAUGCUGCACCCACCAAUAAGAAUCCUCAUGGGGUAUGGGUUUAGCCAAUUCACCAACUGCACGAUUGCCCGACUGCCCGUGCCCCUACAGGGUCCAUUUAAUACGACAAAACCCCUUUUUUAUCAGAAGAUAUUUUAAAUUUGGCUGAGUUUAUCACACCUAAGUUCCUAUGUUAAUAGCUGGGUCCACACAGAACGAGGCACGUCGUGAAGCAAUGUGCUCGCGCGGCAACCGUUCAGUGUAUAAGUGCUGUCGCACAUGCACAGUUGCCAUUAUGGUAUUGAAGAGGUGAUGUUAAGUUUGACCAGCUGAUAUGUUUACGACAAUUUACAUAGUCAUAAAGAGUGGUAAUUAUUGUUGUUUAACUAAACGUUUAGUUAAAUUAUUAAUAUGUACUACAUUUCAUCUUGAAAAGGAUAAGUAUGACAAACUCGAAAUGUCUCGAAUGAAACGGACAUGUAGGAGAUGGGGUAGAGAAUAACCGUGCAUUUUCUUCAAAUGUUUUAGAUGUUAAUUUAGUGGUAUUUGUGUUCAAAGUAGUGUCAUAUAAAUUAAACUUAGGGUCACAAAUUGUGUCUUAUCAUGUCAUAUUUUAAUUUAGGAUCAUUAGACGAAUUUUUAUUAACUAAAUAUAAAAGUUUUACACUGGAAUUUUCUAUAUUAAAAAAAGUAUUAUCGUAUCUUGCCAUCUUCAUAAAGUAAUCAUUCUACCUUUAAAAAUAGGACUUUAUAGAUAUUCUUCGGAGGGAACAAACAUACUUACUCAAAUAUCUCAUUCAAUGUGUAAGUGUCAUAUUUGCGGUUUAAUUAUAAGUGCAAGCAAAAUAUUUAAAAGAUUGAUAUGGUCACUUUCUUACCAGAUCAAGUAUUAUAGUAUAAAAAUAGUAGAAAUGGUACUAUUACUUAAAUAAAGGAACGCCUAGUUAUAUUUUCGUAUAUAUCUUAGGUUUUUUGAGUAGUUAAUGAAUAAUUUGCAAUACAGAUAGGUAUGUUUAAUGAUAAUUAUCUAGUCGAAAAUAUAAGCCAUUGCAAUACUUGUGUAAACCAAUAUAAUUAUCUCGUGUUAUAGUGAAAUUGAAACUUAAAUUAUGUCAGCAUUUAUGGGAAACUGAGUAUUUCAAAAGUAUUUAAUUAGGCCUAAUAUAUAAUGUAAUAUGGACCUAUAUGUUACUUUAAUCUCUAGGUACUAUUAUUGUGCGUGGUUUCUAUAAAAGUAGUUAGAAAGUUUGUCUAUAAUUCAUAUAUCAAAUAAAGUGAUUUAA
Molecule: messenger RNA, 2921 nt
Organism: Leguminivora glycinivorella
Lineage: Eukaryota; Metazoa; Arthropoda; Insecta; Lepidoptera; Tortricidae
Gene: RASSF8
Product: ras association domain-containing protein 8
Exons: 10
Coding region: 327-1703 (458 amino acids)
Biological process (GO): signal transduction
Source: RefSeq, a predicted model, not a curated record